Messenger RNA from Saccharomyces mikatae IFO 1815, 1485 nucleotides. It is a transcript of the gene MET7, whose product is annotated as tetrahydrofolate synthase. The record is from RefSeq and is a predicted model, not a curated record. Gene Ontology annotation, cellular component: cytoplasm; mitochondrion; cytosol. Gene Ontology annotation, molecular function: ATP binding; tetrahydrofolylpolyglutamate synthase activity. Gene Ontology annotation, biological process: tetrahydrofolylpolyglutamate biosynthetic process. Bases 1 to 1485 code for a protein of 494 amino acids. NCBI's taxonomy places the organism in Eukaryota, Fungi, Ascomycota, Saccharomycetes, Saccharomycetales, Saccharomycetaceae. The transcript has a single exon.
AUGAUAAUCAGGAAUCCAUUAAGGAUGGUCGGCAAAACUUAUCAUGACGCUGUUACCGCGCUAAACUCUCUGCAAUCAAAUUAUGCCAAUAUCAUGGCCAUACGUCAAACCGGUGAUCGUAAAAACAUUAUGACAUUAUUGGAAAUGCAUGAAUGGUCCAGAAGAAUUGGUUACGCUGCAUCAGACUUCAAUAAGUUAAAUAUUGUUCACAUUACAGGCACAAAAGGUAAAGGUUCUACCGCAGCUUUUACCUCAUCCAUUUUAGGUCAGUAUAAAGAGAAACUGCCACGUAUUGGGUUAUAUACAUCCCCACAUCUAAGGUCAGUGAGAGAAAGAAUAAGAAUCAAUGGGGAGCCGAUUUCUGAGAAGAAAUUUGCAAAAUACUUCUUCGAAGUUUGGGAUCGUUUAGAUAAAACAACUUCACCCCUGGAUAAAUUUCCACAUAUGGUUCCAGGAAGUAAGCCUGGCUAUUUCAAGUUCCUUACUUUGCUGUCAUUCCAUACUUUCAUACAAGAAGGCUGUAAAAGUUGUGUCUACGAAGUCGGUGUUGGAGGUGAAUUAGAUAGCACCAAUAUAAUCCAAAAGCCAACUGUGUGCGGUGUUACCUUAUUAGGAAUAGACCAUACGUUCAUGCUAGGUGAUACCAUUGAAGAAAUUGCUUGGAAUAAAGGUGGGAUUUUUAAGCCUGAAACACCAGCAUUCACUGUUGAAAAACAGCCUUCUAAAGGGUUGAUAGUGUUGAAAGAAAGAGCUGCGGAACGGAAAACAACAUUAACAGAAGUAUCCGUAUUUAAGCAGUUGCAGAACGUCAAGCUUGGAAUUGCGGGUGAAUUUCAGAAAAGUAACGCAUCCCUAGCCAUUAUAUUGGCUUCUGAAGUUUUAUACUCGUCCAAUAUACUAAAAGAGAAGAUCGGUUGUAAUUCGGAUGCUCCGAUUCCUGAGAAGUUUAUAAUUGGUCUACAAAGCACUAACUGGGAGGGCAGAUGUCAAGUUUUAGAGAGAGGAAAAAACGUUUGGUAUAUUGAUGGUGCCCAUACCAAAGAUAGUAUGGUAGCAGCAUCAACAUGGUUCAGAGACACGGUCUGUUUGUCUAAGAAGAAAAAGAUUUUACUUUUCAAUCAACAAAGCAGAGAUGCCAAUGCUCUUGUUAAUAACCUACAUUUGGCUGUUUCUCCAGAUGUCACUUUCGAUGAUGUGAUAUUUACCACAAAUAUUACCUGGAAAUCAGGCUCUUACAGUGCUGAUCUGGUUUCUAUGAAUACUUCCCAGGAAGACGUGGAAAAAUUAAAAGUUCAGGAUUCAUUGGCUAAAAAUUGGAGCAAAAUAGACAAUAAUUGUGCCCGGACACAUGUAACAACAAAUAUAGAAGAAGCAAAUGAAUUGAUUGAAAUGUUAUACGAUGAACCUGUAGAUAUAUUUGUAACCGGUUCAUUACAUCUUGUUGGUGGAUUGUUGGUGGUUUUUGAUAGAAUAAAUGUAAAGUAG